Messenger RNA from Caenorhabditis auriculariae, 7789 nucleotides. The record is from the annotation of a GenBank genome assembly. Lineage: Eukaryota; Metazoa; Nematoda; Chromadorea; Rhabditida; Rhabditidae.
AUGGAUAAUAUUCAACCUUCCUCUUCGGGGAAGUAUGAAUUCGAGGUUUUUUCAGUUUUUCAGCUCAAAGAAGUAUUAUUUUCAGGAACAAUUGGAAGAGGAGAAACCUCUGCGUGUCUUCACGUAUCGACCUGUUCAGAGAAAGGUCAAAAUGAUCAUUUCAAAGGAAGGAAAAUAAUAUUUUUUCGCAUUUUUCAGGUUGUCGUCAAACAGUCGUCAGUUGUCAAGCAGUCGCCAGUCGUCAAACAAGUCCAGGAACCCCCUGUCAGGCAGUAUAAAAUGGUCAGAAGGCAUCCGGCAAAGGUUUUUCUCGUGAAACUCUCGGAAAAAGUCAUAAUUUUACUUUUUUGAGGUUUUGUACUGCGAUAUUUGCGACAAAGAGUUCAAAUACCCCUCGAAGAUCGCCGAGCACAUGAGGAAGCAUACAGGUGAGAAAAUUGAAGAGAAAAAUAUACACAUUUAAAAUUUUUCAGAAGAAAAAAAAGUUCAAAAGGGAAAAGUAGUCAGAAAACCAUUUUUUUCGCUGUGUUUCCUGGAAAAGAUUCUCCAUAAACUAACACUUCAGAAAUAAAUAUUAAUAUUCGAAAUAACCCACAAUUUGCAUUUUCUUCUCCUCUCUUUUUUAAACCGUGAUUUUUUUCAAACCAAACACCGAAUUCAAUUUAGAAAGAUUUUUUUGAGAAAAAAUCUUUAAAAAAAUCAAAUAUAGUUAGGUUUUGUUCUUUUUUUGUAAUAAGUACCCGAUGAUGAAAAAUUUCGAAUAUCAAAAAAAAAUUUUUUUUUAACCAAAGAAAUCAAAAAAAUUAUCGAAUUUUCCUGUUUUUUUCCAAUUUGCUAGGGAUUGUCUCGCAGAACUGUUUUUUUCCGGAAUAAUAAAAAAACAAUACAGUUUUUUUGAAUGUUGUCUUAAUUUCUAUUGAAAGGUCAAAGAGAAAAACACAAAAAAAUGAAACAAUUUUAAAACAAUUUAAAAAAAGAAAAAAAGCCAUUUUUACCUUUCUAAAAAUCACAUUUUUUUGAGAUUUGAAAAGUCGGAAAACCGAAGUUUUUCCAAUUUGUUCCAUCGAGUAAUUUGAAAAAGUUGAUUAUUUUUUUCAAGGGGAACGCCCCUUCCGCUGUCGACUUUGCGGGAUGACCUUUGCCCAGCAACACUGUCUCAAGACCCAUGAACGUCUUCACAAGGGCGAACGGCCUUUCCAAUGCAACUUCUGUUCGAAAUCCUUCUCCUCUGACAGAUAUCUCAAGGAUCACGUUAAGGUUUGUUCGAAAAUUGACUGACACAAUUUGAAGUGCCUGUUUGAGGGGUUUUUUAAGGUAUUAUCAGUCUUCUAAAGCUUGCUAAUUUUCUGGAUAUUUAAAAAAAGAAUUUCUAUCUUCUUGCGAGAUCCGGAAUUAUUCAAUAAACAUCUUAAUAUAGAAAGAACAAGAGGUUUUCGAGAUACAGCAGUGUCAGCAGCUGUUAUAGGAAAUUUCGACCUCUUAAGGGAUUACUUUGAUUUUCCUGAAGAUCGAAAUUCGAGAUGGAAGGUGGAAUAAGCGGUCAAAAUCUGUUGAAACUAUUUGGAUCUCUUGAAAAAUGAUAAUUAUCGCGAUUAAAAAACAAUAUUUUUGUCCAUUACAGUCGGUAUUUGGAGAUUUCCACCCCUUAAGUGGUCACUUCAUGUUUCCUCAAGAUCAGAAAAUUCAAGAUAAAAGUUUGAAAAAAGGUAUCUCUAGCCUCUCACUUCUUAUUGAUCUCAGAAAAUGUAUCACUUUAAACCAAGGUAAUAAUUUUUAGGGAAGACUGUUAAUGAAAUUUCAACCUUGAAAAAGGGCUUCAGAUGCAUAUUCAACCAAUGAAAAAGGGCUUCAGAUGCAUAUGCAAGAGGAAAAAUCUUCGCCUCCGGGGCAGCAACAAAAUUUUAAGGAGGAAAUCCGUGACCAGAGCGAUAUCAUGCAACUUGGUGCGUUAUAUUCAUUUUCAAUAUCGGAAAUUCAGCUUUAGAAAGCAAAUUAUAAUGAGGAAAGAGUCUCGAAUCAAUGUUGAGGAUUUUCCAAAAAGAUACAGAUUCUCAAUAUUCUUUUUUUAGCUUUAUUAUUAAAUUUUACUUUUUAACUAGUUUUUCAAAAAGGCGCACGAAAAGAGAACUUUCGUUCCGAAAAAAACAUACGUCUAUGAAAACUAUUCAGAAAAAGUCAAAAAAAGAAAUGAUCAACGCAAUUUUCGAUAUUUGAGGCUACAAGCUCAAGAAGUUUAUUUUUUUCAGGUUCUUUUCAGGUGUCAGUUGACAAAAAAACUUUUUUUGAGUUGAAGUAAACAAAAAUAUUUUUUUCUUUGAAAAAUAUUAUUCUGACCUCAAGUUAUUUCCCUUCUAAAAAUUUUCAAAAACUAAUUUUACCCUAAUUUUUAUCGGUUUGACAAGUCAGAAUUUCCAGAUCUUCAAAAAGAAAAUGUUGCAGAUCUAAAAGAAGAUUUUCAAACAGAAACCCUUCAUCCGGACCGAGUAAACGAAAUGCAGCAGUUUUAUCUCUGUCCCAUCCCCAAUUGCGGAACUCAGAGCGUCGAUGAACGCGAGGUGAGUUCGAAAAAGUGGGCAAGAAAAAUGAAGAGAAGGUUUUUUCAUUCCUUCGAACUUUGAAUAGUUCAUAGAUUCCCAAGAUGAUUGAAUAUUUUAGAAUCAUUCCUACAUCCGCUGUUAAUCUCCUUGAAAUGCUGAAAUAGAACAGAAAAAAAGUGGAAAAAUAAAAAAAUGAAGAGAACAUUUCUUUUUGUUUGAAUUUCAAGCUUCAUAUGAUUCAUCGAUCUUCUCGGAAUAAUUGAACUUUUGGAAAACAUUCUUAAAUUUACUGAUAAUCUGAAACAUCAAAGUAAAAACAAAACGAAGAAAUAAAAUGGAAAAAAAUCUUCCAAAAAUCUUUCCUAGAACUACCAUGGGACCAAAACCUUAAAAGUUCUUUAAAUAUCCCGCAAAAGUUGCCAAAAGUCUUUUUAGAAUCACUCUUUUUGCUCCUUUUUUCACUUUGAUCCGCCGUUUGAACUUUUGUGACGAUGGCUUCUAGACCUGAAUGAAUGUCAGAAAUUUUUGGAGCUCCGCAGAAAAGCUUGAAUUUUAAAAUCUGCAAAAAAUAUUUUUUUUAUAACCCCAAAAAUUAUGUCCUUCCUAAACUUUUUCUCUUCUGUCCGUUCAUUUUGUACAUUCAUCAUGUAUUUAGUUUAUGAUGUGGAAAUUCCUUAAACUAUACGUUUAAAGUUUGAUUAGAGAAUUUUCCGAAAUAUAUAGAGCUUUUAGAUCUUCAUCUGGUAAAUCUGAUACAGCAUAAUGGAGAAUUUAAAAAAAGCAAAAAAUUUUCAAAUGCUCUUUAUUUUUUUGAAUUUGAGUUCUUUAUGGUCCGAGUUAUAAUAAAAAAAUAUUUAAUAUAAAAAUUUAAGCUUUUUCCAAAAAAACGUGAGUAGUGGAGAAAAAUGGAAAUAUUCAUUUGAAUUUUUGAAAACGGGAGAAAAAAAUUGAACAACUCGCUAUUAAUCUCUUUCAUGAUCUCUACACUAUUCUUUUUAUAAAUAUUCUUUCUUGAAAGUGUAAUUUUUCUCAGAUUGAGCAACACAUUCUGAUGGUUCAUCCUGAAGAAAGCACCUGGCAGGUUUACGACAGUCAAAACGGGAAUCAAUUCGAUAAUCAUUUCGAAUAUAUUCACUACGAUGACCGGCCGUCCGGUACGUCUUUGAUCGGAGUCGAAAUUUUCGAGAAAAAUGACCCUUCUGUUUUACGAGUUUUUUGAAAAAUUUGGAAAAAGAAAGAGUGAUUUUGAAAGCGUUUUGAGAAGAAAAAUGCAGGGAACAGUAAUUCAUAAGCAAAAAAAGUAUCUUUUUUUAUGUUCAAAUAAUUUUUUUACUCAAUCAGAAUUCGAUGCAAAUGAAGUUCCUGUGGAUAUUUUGGAGGUCGAAGAUGGAAAUCAGGACGAUUCGAAACAGAAUUUCAAUCCUCCGAUGCAUCAAAUUCAUCCCGAAACGGUUUUUAGAAGAAAAAAAGAAAAAUUAUCAUUUUUUUAGAUGUAUUAUACGCAAGCGGAGUACGUGCCGCCGCCGACGAAAGAAGUCGAGGUUUUCGAAAAAAAGGAAAGAAGUUAUAAAAUGGAUUAUUGAAGAUUCACACUUCCGGGGGUGUUUUAACGGAACAAAUGAUCUAUGCGCAGCCGAAUCACACCGCUCUGAUUGGCCAACUUCUCAUGGAAGAGUUUUUGGAAUUUGUUUCCGUUUGAGAAAGAUUUUUGGUUUUUCAGUACCACAUACUUGGAGAUGAACGACGAGCAGGAUGAAGAACGGGUCAGGGUUUUGGUGAACACGGAUCCGUCGAGGAAAAACGCCAAUUAUAAGGUUUGAAAUCGGAAAAAAAAAUCAUUCAAAUUAGUUUUUUAAAGUUGCUCGAAACUGGAUGAAUAUUCUAUGAACCGUGAAUUAAAAGUAUUCGGGGUUUAGAAAAUUAAAUAGAAGAAUUUAAGUCUAACUUUGAAAGAUUUUCUUUGCUCAUAAUUACCCUUAAAAAAAGCCCUGAAGUUGACUCUUAAAAAAUUAAAUUAAAGUAAAUGGCUUCAUAAAACGAAAUUUUGACAAAAAUCUUUUGAAAUUGUUGGAAAAAGAGGAGAUUCUUUUUUUUGCAAUUUUCUCCUGAAAAUUUUCGAUUUAGAGCUGGCGAAAAAGUUUGAAACAAUAAGGACAAAGGAAACUUUCCGAGGUUAAAAAAAGUUCAAUUUUUAAGUCACUCACUUAAAAGGAGUGUAUCUGAUUCACGACUGGCUUGAGCCAUUGAAAAAUGGUCCUGACGCGAUAAAAAAAAAAGAAAGGAAAUAGUGGAGAGCGCAGACAGGCCACGCCUUUUUGGGGCCAAACUGGCCGUGAAGCAGAUAUAUGAAAAAGUUCUUGAAGAACAUUUUUGAGAAAAGUCUCCAUUCAAAAGCCUUCUUCUUCCUCAUACGCCUUUGUACUGUUUGAGCGGCGUCGGUGCCCCGAGUCGAUUAGCCGGGGUCCUAUCCUGAUAUCAGUGGACUGGCUCUAGUGACAUAUCCGUCCUUGUGUGAGACUGCUGAUGAUUAUGAAGCCGUGGUUUUCCCACUGCCAAUAUUUCUUAAACCCCUUGGUUGUGUCGAGGCUUGGAUUGAACUUGUGACCCCGUGGACCGUAGAUAGGCUCACAACCUGUUGCGCUACGGCUCGCCCCAAUUCAUUAGUUGAUGCUUUUCAGACGAUAGCCGAGGUCGAAGUGGAAGCUUCGAUGCUGGAAAUGGUGGCGCCGACGCGACAUCUCCAAAUGGCGACAAUCGGGCCCAAAACCAAGAAAAAACGUGUGAAAGAGCCCAAAAACCUGGACUGGAUCAUUGACGCUGUCGCCAAAGUCAGCCGUUUUCCAUUCCCGCUUUUUUUCAUUUCGAUUUUGAAAAUCGUCGAAAUGGACUAUAAAGAGAAAAAGAAUUAAAAAUUGAUAACUUCCAUUUUAAUUUAUUGAAGAAUAAAAUUAAAAAGAAAAAAUCGCUCUCGUUGUAGAACCUAAUUUUUAUUGAUAACUUUUGACAGAAUUGUAAUUUUUCAUUUUCUCACUCGGUCCAUCUUUCAGGGAGUCGACGUCGAUUCGGCGAGUCCCCAUCGUCGAAAAUUGCCUCAAAUCCAUAAAUGCGAAUAUUGUGGCAAAAUCGACAAGUAUCCGAGCAAAAUAAAGGUUUUUUCCACGUAAAUUAACAAUUUGAGAAGUUUUUGAAACGAUUUUUGUCUAUAAUUUGUGAAAUAGCAGAAUUUUCCGUCACCUUAUCUGAAAUUUGAUUUUUCUUUUUUUCACAGAAGAAAAUGUCAAUAGAAAAGUUGAUUUUUGAAAAAUAAUUUUGACGUAGAAGUGAGAAUCCGGUCGUUUUUUAUCAAUAAAAAUCACUUUUUGAAGAACUAGAGACGUUUUUUUCCCUGAGCUUACAUCAAACUGUUUUCUUGAAGAAGAUGCAGGAUUUAUAUUGGACAAAAUAGUUUUGAAGCGAGAAAUUUGUAAGAUUUCUACUAACUACGGAAAUAUUUCACUUUUGAUAAAACUUUGCUGAAAUGCCUUAUAAGGCUUCUUGAUGCUGUACAAUAAAAAAAAUCUUGCAGUAGAUCUUUUUUGCGAGCUGUGAAGCUUUCAAGGUUGCACCAAAAUAAUCUGUUCUGGAAUGAAGAGGCCCCAAAGUACACAGAGCUUCAUCGAAAUUCCAUAUGAGGGCUAAAAGGACAUUAGUAGUUUUUCGUUUCCUUUUAGCAACUCACAGAAUAAAAAUAAAAUCAAUUUUUCAAUCUCAGGCGCACAUGAGAGUCCACACGGGCGAGAAGCCAUUCAAAUGUGAAAUUUGUGGAAUGUGCUUCGCUCAGAGGACUCCGAUGCGACUGCACCUCCGGAGACAUCUCGACCAGAAGCCGUUCGUUUUUUUUUCGAUUCGAAAUUUUUUCUGGACAAGUUAAUAAGUUGAAAGAAAGUCUUCAGAUAAACUUUCUCAAAAAAAAGGGGAGUAAAAAAGAUCCGAAAUCAGCAGCUUCCAGGACCAUAAGAGUAAACAGACAUAAAAGAGAGAGAUAAAAAGCUGUACAGAGAGCUGUCCGCUCAGCCGCCUAGAUCUGGAGGCUUCGGGGGACUGAAUCAAAGAGCAACUAGCAAAGUUGGAACUUGAUCCUUCGGCAAGAUUCAAAGACGUCAAGUCGGAAUAGAUCUAGCAUGCCAAAGUUGCCUCAUCACUGAUAACGUGACAAAGACGCUCAGAGGGACGUCCAGGGAUAGAGCCAGGAGAUCAAUCUCAAUCACUCAUAGAUGGCUAGACCAACCGGUUACUGCAUUACAAAAGUAAAUGGAGGUACGGUAUGUCCCCUGGAAAAAGGGAGGGAAAAACCAGGAGCAUUUUUUGGCCUUUUCCUGUCCCUAUGCCAUCGGGACAGAUGAAAUGUUCCAAAUCAAAGGAACUUUGAAGUUCAGCAUUUUGAACGCUUUGUCACGAGGCCUUAUUAAAGAAAGGCCUCGUGAUUAGGCGAUUCCUGUCUUAUAUCGAUUUUUUUCUUAUUAAAAAAAGAGUGUUCAUUUCAGGUACCUGUGUAUAGUCGACGGAUGCGGAGAACGUUUCGUUUCGGGAGCUCUUCUCAACGUUCAUGUCCAUGCCAAGCAUUUCAUGACCAAGAAGUUCGUUUCCAAAAAUGUCUCCUUUUAUGUGAAAUAGCCUUUUUUUAUAUUAAGAAAUCCGGUUCUUGAGUUUUCAGCAAUAUUCCUUUAUUUUUCAGGUACGUCUGUAUCAAAGGCUGCGGCCGAUUCUUCGCCAGCGCCAAGAACCAAAGGAACCACGAGGAGAGAUGCUUCUACAGCGCCAACAACGCCGUUCUCGACCAGUUCCUGUCUUCCGACGAAGAGUUCCAAGAAGAGGAGGAAGACCUCGACGAGCUCGGCUUCAACGCUUCGGAGCCAAUUGUAAGACGUUGAGAUAUGUCGGGAGACAUCUUUUCUGAAAAGAUAACGAGUUUUCUUCAAGUUAGGAGUUUCCUCGUCCCUCACCACAUCCUGAACUGUUCCUUUUGAACUUUCGAAGUAGCGCUUUUAAGCUUAAAAGCAGAAUUUUCUGGGUUUUAACUAUUUUUUCAAAUCAAAUCCGAGUUUUCCUGGUAAUCUCUGAUUUAAUAGCAUUUUAGAAAUAAUUUAGGCAAAUUUCAGACCCCCAUGGCUUUUUUUCUCCAUCAAAAGUUUGUUAUUAUCUAUUUAUUAAUUAUCAAUUUUCAGGUCGAAUCAACGGGGAUGUUUUUCCGAUGGACCUGUCUUUCUACAUGA